Cebus imitator (Panamanian white-faced capuchin) is the source of this 1258-nucleotide messenger RNA. Its product is annotated as elongin BC and Polycomb repressive complex 2-associated protein-like. Lineage: Eukaryota; Metazoa; Chordata; Mammalia; Primates; Cebidae. Gene Ontology annotation, biological process: neuron fate commitment. The transcript is spliced from 2 exons. The record is from RefSeq and is a predicted model, not a curated record.
AUGUUUGUCAUCCAAGGGUUCAAAUAUGGACUGAACAGUGUGCUCCCUGGAGAAAACCUACUCCAUGAGAGUGGUCUGAGAAAUGGUUUGGCAUCUGAGCGUCAGAUUGAGAAAUAGGCCCCAGAUGGCCUGAAACACCUCGGGGCCCCGACCAGGUGGCCCGGCGAUCUUAACACUGUGGCUGGCGAGGAUGCGGAUGUCGCAGAGUGUCCCAGCCGCGAAGAGGAGGAAGAGGUUGGAGGCGGUUUCCCGCACUUCGGCGUUCGCUCCUGUGCACCUCCCGGCAGCUGCCUGGCGCCCCCGCGCCCUCGGGAGUCUCCGACCGGCUUCGCCUCGGCCCCACCUCGUCGGGCCCUGGGUCUCGAGCCUCAGCUUCGCCCAGCCGCCAGCCUGCCUCGGGAGCCCAGUUCCCUGCCUCUGUCACCACCUGCAGGCCUCUCCACCAAGGAUACGGGUCCCGGGGCGGUGCCAGGGCCGUUCCUGCCCUGCCAGCCCACAGAAGUCGAUGGAAACCCCCCGCCGGCUUCCCUCGAGGCUCCAGCCGCUGGCCCCUCGAUGGCCAGCAUGGCUGCACAUCUCCUCCAGGAGCAUUUCGAUCAUCUGAUCUGCUGGUCGAAACUUUGGUGUUACGCAAAGGGCUUCGCCUUGGACACUCCGAGUUUGCGCCCGGGGCCAGGGCGGCUGCCUGCAAAAGGGGCGGCCCGAGGAGCAGCCAAGAAAUGCCAGCGGCAGGCGCCCCCUCCGCUCACCACGCAGCCCCACAGCCCCGCACCGACACUCCCUACCACGAGCACCUUCAGCCUCCUCCAAUGCUUCCCCUGCCCCCGGGCCCUGGUGGUGGGGGAAGAUGGAGACCUAAAGCCGGCAUCCUCACUUUGCCUCCAGGGAGACUCUCAGCCCCAGCCCGCCCACCCUCUGUGGAGGUGGCAUAUGGGGGGUCCCGCUGUCCCUGAGCCCCCUGGCCUCAAAUUCUGGUGGAUCAAGGUGGAUGAAAGCUGACUGUGGAACUUCUACCAAAGGGGAAAAGUUGGGACUGUGGCCAAACCGUUGGCUUGAGGAGGGGGCCCCGUUUCUCACAUUUGUCCCCUUCCUUUACAUUUUAGGAGCUGUGGGCAGAGGGACUUCAAAUGACAGUGACCUUCAUUCAAGCACCUAAGUGGUGGGGGUGACAGUCCCUCCCCCACAUCCUUUGCCGAGGAACCCAGGGCUGGAGUCUGGAGAAGGCUUAAGCAAAAAAGGCUGAUGACACAGAUUCUAA